AUGAAGAAGCUCUCCGAAGAGGCUCACAGUUGUUCAAGGCCACUCGUUUUACGAGAGGAUCUUAUGCAUAAUCGUUGCAGGUUUUCGUUUUCGACUACACUAAACACUCAUCUGUUCCAAAAGAUAACCAGUGUAAGCCUCAAUUACGGCUCCGUGGACAUACGAAGGAAGGUAUGUCUAUGGGAUGUCCAAGCAAACGAGAUUAGCGCUGGGUACUUGGAUGCAAAGACUAUUUUCAAGGGGCAUACACAGGUCGUCGAAGAUGUUGCAUGGCAUGUGCUACAUGAAGCAGUAUUUGGUUCUUUGAAGCACAUUCCGCUGAAGUCAACUGUUCUAUCGUUCAAUCCUUAUUCGGAAUUCAUUCUUGCAACUGGAAGUGCUGAUAAGACUGUGGCCCUCUGGGACCUACGAAAUAUGAAGCUGAAGCUGCAUUCGUUUGAGUCACACAAGGACGAGAUUUUCCAAGUGCAGUGGAGUCCUCAUAAUGAGACCAUUCUGGCUAGCAGUGGAACUGAUAGGAGACUUCACGUGUGGGAUUUGUCCAAAAUUGGAGAGGAACAGAAUCCUGAAGAUGCUGAGGAUGGACCACCGGAGUUGCUGUUCAUUCAUGGAGGUCACACAGCAAAAAUUAGUGAUUUCUCAUGGAAUCCUAAUGAACCUUGGGUUGUGUGCAGCGUCUCGGAGGAUAACAUCAUGCAGGUAUGGCAAAUGGCAGACAAUAUUUACAACGAAGGCGAAGAAGAAACACCGCUG
Molecule: messenger RNA, 753 nt
Organism: Ostertagia ostertagi
Lineage: Eukaryota; Metazoa; Nematoda; Chromadorea; Rhabditida; Trichostrongylidae
Source: the annotation of a GenBank genome assembly